GGAUAAUUAAGGAUAUAGGCAACAAUACCUGCCCCAAAUCGCUGUGGAUUACAUAUUAAUAUAAAUAAAACACAAGUACAUUUACGUUGUCGGUUUUCAUUGGCAUAUCUAGGGAAAUAAGAGAAACAAGCAUCCCAACGACCUCCGAGGAACACAAGUCCAUGUGUGAAGAGGACAACUGUACAAAUGCGUUAUGGCCCAUGAAUGGAACGCCAGGCAUCAGAGUUGUCUGUCCCUAUUCGUGGGAAUGUCUAUAAAUCAAAAACAGUUGGCAGUACUACCAACGCCCCAACAACAACACCAGCAGCAACGAUCACAAAUUGUCCAGCCAAAAGAUACCCACCUAUAUAUCUGACUUUUAUAACGUCCAUAUCAUUUGUUGUUGGAGUUGUAGAUGGUAUAAGUGACGAUAAUAGAAAGCUCAACCAUAACCGAUUAAGAAACGAGGUGGUGGGAGCUUACGAUUAAACAAAACAGAGGAGAGGAAGAACGAUUUCAGUGGCUAACCGAGCAGAAACACUGCCAACCUAUCUUCCACGAAUAGAUGGCCUAGAGCCGUGCGCCUUGCACGUCGACGGCGACAACAAUAGCAAGGAGUAAAGAAGAAAAUAGCCAAAACAUCAACCAACAGCUCACUAGCCCAUCAAAAUGUCCAGCCAUUCAGGGACAAUUGGCCGCAAACGUGGUGGCAGUGGCGGUGGCGGAAGUGAAUAUUACUUCAGUGGUGGCGAACACAAUAUACGUCGUCAACGUUCGGCCGAGUGGCAUAGUCGUCAUGCAUACAACAGCAGCAGCGAGGAUGAGUAUCAGAAUACGGGUCAAGCGUCAGCAUUCGAUACGCAAUUGCUGGCCCAGCUGCUGUUGCAGAGUCAGCAAUUGGCAAACAUGGAUCGCUAUAAUUCUGACUUCGAACACGACGAGCAUUUAUCUUCAAGACUGAACGAAUAUCCAUCCUUAACAAAUCGUGAACUUUCAAAUGCCACAAUUGGCACCCAAUCGUAUUUCCAACAGCUACAAUUGGAACACCAACAACAAAGCACCGAACUAUGUUCACCACUUAAACAAUCACAGACUGCCAAUACACAAACACCCACAACGUCAUCGUCAGCUCUGACAACUGCCAACAAUAAAUUCCUGAAUAAUGCCAAUUUGGGAUUCAUGCCCACAACACGUAGUACAAAUCCAUUUCUUAACUCCAAAUAUGAUUCACAAUCGAAUUCGGAUUCAAUAAGUGAUCGCAUUUCAUUUUCGGGUAGUUCGGCCAUGUUGGAUCACAUGCCCAGUGGGCCGGAGUAUGCUACAAUUAAUAAUGUAACGUCGGUCUUAAAUACGUCGUAUCUGCUCCCGGACAGUUCGAUGACUUCCGCGGCGAACAGUUUAAGUCCUAGUGUACGUGAAAAUGUGAAUGUUCCAACGCGUUCUCAACGUUCAAAAAACGGUCGAAAUGCCAACGGGCGUACAAGUGGCAUGACUUCGUCGAGUAGUGCGACAUCUUCCAAUAGCAAUGCCACACUAAACAAUGCAGCACUCCGUAGUGAACGGGAAAAGCUCAAGUUGCAGCAACUGCAAAUGGAAUUACGCGAAUAUUCCGAAUCGCAGGGUGAAAGUUCAAAUGUUUUGGCAGUUAAUGGCAUUGACUUGGCCAAUGAUAUUGAAGGAACCAUGGUAGAUGGUACAGACCCUGGCGGAGAUAUGAGUGAACUACAAAUUGCUUGUGGUGGUGAUGAAGAUGCGGAGCCACCUCCAGAACCAGCACCACCAGAAAUCCCACCACGCACACAAUCGCUGCUAAUGUCAUUACGAAAGCAUUCGGAAUACAAACUUAAAUACGAGGAAAAAGGGGACCAAAAACAUGAGGAAUUUAUACCAACGACACAAUUACAACAGCAGCUUCAAAAGGAUUAUUUAAUUGCUGACACAGUACGUUGCAGCGAGAGUCAAUCCAAGUCAAUUGCAUCGAGUGAUUCACAAAGUCAACAAGGAUUGGGUCCCAUGCCUGGCACAUUACACCAACAACAAAUGCCACAAAGUAUGUCAACGGGUAAUAACACACUCGGCGGCCAUGGUGGCCAUGAUCGUGGCGGUGGUGGUGGCGGCGGCGGUGGCACCAUUGGCGGUGGUGGCGUCAUACCAGGCGGUGUUCCCGGCACAAUGAAUGGCCCCAAUGGACCACAUUGUCAGAUGAGCGGUUCACAGCCUCUGGUUAUGCCCGCAUUUCCAUUGCGUAACUCACACUCAGCGCACGCACCACACUAUUCACCCUACUCACCUUCCAGGUUUCACAUAGAUAAACGUUGUCAGCACCGUUGUUCCUGGAAAUGUUUGAGUAUCGCCUUAAUUCUAAUAUCAGUCGUCCUAACAGCCAUGUUGGCAUAUUUUGCAGCUGUAAGCUCUAUGAAACCCAACAUGGACACCACAAAUUGCAUCCUAGUCCAAGAUGUUAAAUCGCAACCGCAUGAUUUACACGGCAAUGCUAAAACAAACAUACUCAACGGUAAUAGCCUACAACCCACUGCCUAUCCCACAGAAGAAUCAAUACAGACCAGUACCUCGGACCACAGCUCAAGCACUGGUGGUGGCGGUGGUAUGGCAAUUGGAGCGGGAGGCUUCCAAAAUUUGGCUCCCUCACUGCAGUUGCAACAUCAACAACAGCUCUUGCUGCAGCAACAACAACCGCAUUCAAUCAAUCAGCAAAUUGGACUGGGCAUAAACAGUAACAUAAUGUUGGGUCAAGAUGCCACUUUGCCCCAUCUGCAGGACCAAUCGUAUACGGCGCAACAGCAACAACAGCAACAUCACCACCAGCCUCUGCUGAAGUGGCCACAGGUAGUCGAACUGAAGGAUUUCAAUGAGCUGUACCAUGCCAAUAUACCAGCCUAUCAAUUCUGGACUCUGGAAUUCCGCAACAAACAUCCGGCCUUUGUUCGCUUCAAUUUCACCCUGCCCUGGGGUGCAAAUUUUGCCGUUUAUUCCCGUCGCAAUGUGGCACCAUCCGUAACACAAUAUGAUUUUGUUGAAUUUAUCAAAGGUGGUCGCGUCGACAGUCAUCUACGACAUAGACGUAGUGCAGCCAAUGCAAAUGACUCCACGAUGUACUCGGAGCGCGAGUUCAACAAAGAUCUGGAUGAGAAUGGCGAUUUAUCAAUGGAAACAAUGUCCGCAGAACAUUUGCAGCGUUUGUCCCACCAUGGAGUUUUUCGUUUGCCCUCAGCCGCGGCUAGGCGACAUUACUUUAAUGAUGGCAAUGAUGCUUUUGACUCUGAUGAGGAUGAUGUUGAUUUAGCCGCCGCCGAUGAGGAUGAUGAGGACGAUGUUACUCCUGCUGUUGAUGACAACAACGAUUCAUUUGAAUCAUCGUCCUCGUCAUUUGAAUAUACGGGAGAUAUUGAAACACCACUGGACACGGGUAAACAAUAUGCACAACGUUUAAGAUAUCGUCAGCAUCGGGCCAAGCGUUCAGCGGCAGGCAUGGAUGGUGGUCUACCAGCGCUAGAUAUGGAUACGAUGAUGGUAAACGUUUCCCUAUUGCAAUAUUUGGACACGGGUCUAUGGUUUAUUUCCGUCUACAAUGAUGAAUUGGUCUCACACUCUGUCACCCUCAUUGUCGAAGAAGCCGAGGGCGUCAGUACCACUUGCCCCAAUGAUUGUUCUGGGCGCGGCAGUUGCUAUUUGGGUAAAUGCGAUUGCAUUGAUGGCUACCAGGGUGUUGACUGUUCAAAAAGCGUUUGUCCAGUUUUAUGCUCAGCUCAUGGUCACUAUGGUGGUGGGGUGUGCCACUGCGAGGAGGGCUGGAAGGGUUCUGAAUGCGAUAUACCUGUGGGUGAAUGCGAAGUGCCGAAUUGUUCAAGUCAUGGUCGAUGCAUUGAAGGUGAAUGCCAUUGUGAACGUGGUUGGAAAGGACCUUUUUGUGAUCAACAUGAUUGCUUGGAUCCCUUAUGUUCUAGUCAUGGUACAUGUGUGGCUGGCCAAUGCUACUGUAAGGCCGGUUGGCAGGGUGAAGAUUGUGGCACCAUUGAUCAGCAGGUCUAUCAGUGCCUGCCUGGUUGCUCGGAGCACGGCACUUAUGACUUAGAAACUGGCCAGUGUGUAUGUGAGCGGCACUGGACGGGACCGGAUUGUUCGCAAGCUGUAUGCAGCUUGGACUGUGGUCCCAAUGGUGUUUGUGAAUCUGGCAAAUGUCGCUGUAAUAUUGGGUGGACUGGAAAUCUAUGUGAUCAAUUGCCCUGUGAUGCCCGCUGUUCGGAACAUGGACAAUGCAAAAAUGGCACCUGUGUUUGUUCCCAAGGAUGGAAUGGCAGACAUUGUACAUUGCCUGGUUGUGAAAAUGGUUGUUCACGUCACGGUCAAUGCACUUUGGAAAAUGGUGAAUAUCGCUGUGAUUGCAUUGAAGGGUGGGCAGGUUCGGACUGUUCAAUAGCAUUGGAAAUGAAUUGCAAGGAUAAUAUCGAUAAUGAUGGAGACGGUAUGACGGAUUGUUCAGACAGUGAAUGUUGUUCACAUCCCGCCUGCUCAGAGCACAUAAUGUGUUUAUCCUCCAAUGAUCCGGUAGAGGUAUUGUUGCGCAAACAGCCGCCCUCGGUGACGGCAUCGUUCUAUCAACGUGUCAAAUUUUUGAUUGAAGAGAAUUCGGUGCAAUCCUAUGCCCAUAUGGAUGAAUACAGUGAAAAUAUCUUCUGGAACUCAUUUACACCUUGCCGGGUGUCUGUGAUGCGUGGUCAAGUAAUAACACCACAAGGAUUGGGCAUAGUUGGCAUCAGAGUAUCAGUGGAUCGUGAUUCGAGAUUUGGAUUUACCCUAACACGACAGGGCGGAUGGUUUGAUGUUCUGGUCAAUGGUGGCGGUGCUGUUACUUUACAAUUCCAACGUUCACCAUUCCGACCAUUAACUCGCACUGUGUUUGUACCAUGGAAUCGUAUAGUGGUCUUGCCACCCGUACAAAUGCAGCUUAGUGAUGAAGACGAUAGUGCAAAUCGAAACAUUAAAGUGGCACCUUUAAAUCCAGCCUUGACCUUCCUCAAUUCGAUUUUGUAUCAUUUCUCUGAUGAGCCCACCACCGAUGCCCAUAAGCUGUGCAUGGAACAUGAUCAUGAAGAGCUUAAGCCCCAGCUGAUAAGCACUUGGAUGCCAAAUGGCAUUGGAGCAAUGCCCGGAAAACGUGUCAUAUUCGCCGAAACUCAGAUUGUUCAAGAAUCCAUACAAAUUCCCGGCUCUGAUCUACAUCUAACAUAUCAGUCAUCACAGGCUUCGGGUUACCUAAGUAUUGUACGCAUGCGUUUGACUUCAGAGAAAAUACCCAAAACUCUGACCCAUGUUCAUGUGGGUGUAGAAAUAGAGGGUUCUCUACAUAUCAAAACCUAUGAGGCUGAUCCCAAUUUGAUACACACAUUCGCUUGGAACAAACGAAAUGUUUAUAGGCAAAAAGUCUAUGGUGUAACCAUAGCUCGCAUAUCGGUGGGCUAUCAGCAUUCGACUUGCGAUACACCCGUAUGGAUUACCCAAACCGCCAAAUUGCAAGGUUACGACGUGGAUAUCUCCGAUAUUGGAGGCUGGGGCUUGGACAUACAUCAUCAUUAUAAUUUCCAUGAAGGUAUACUACAAAAAGGUGAUGGCAGUACCUUGCAUAUGAAAGAAUAUCCGCGAACAGUGAAAGUUGUAAUGGGUACUGGCUUGCAGAGACCUUUAAAUUGUCCCGAUCAUUGCAAUGGUAUAGCUAAGGAUGCUAAACUAUUGACACCUAUUGCUUUGGCUUCGGGUCCUGAUGGCAGCUUAUAUGUGGGUGACUUCAAUUUGGUGAGACGUAUUACGCCCGAUGGAAAAGUCUAUACCAUACUACAGCUGAGUGCUACCCAAGUGUCAUAUCAAUAUUAUUUGGCCGUUUCACCUGCUGAUGGUCACUUGUAUAUUUCCGAUCCGGAGAGACAUCAAAUCCUUCGGCUAUUACGUCUGGAGAAAGUUAAAGAUCCUGCGAUCAAUAGUGAACCAGUUGUGGGUUCAGGCCAACGUUGCAUACCGGGAGAUGAGGGCAAUUGUGGUGAUGGUGGUCCAGCUUUGCAGGCACGUUUGUCACAUCCUAAAGGCUUAGCAAUUGCAGCUGAUCGCACCAUGUACAUUGCUGAUGGUACAAAUAUAAGAGCUGUCGAUCCCAAGGGAGUUAUACACACUCUAAUUGGCCAUCAUGGUCAUCACAACCACUGGAGCCCUGCGCCAUGUUCGGGAACUUUAAUGGCCAAUCAGGCCCAAUUGCAAUGGCCCACUGGCUUAGCUUUAAGUCCCUUGGAUGGUUCUCUACAUUUCAUCGAUGAUCGUUUGGUAUUGCGCUUAACAUCAGAUAUGAAGAUCCGGGUGGUGGCUGGCACACCAUUGCAUUGCAACAACAAUGGUCAGGAUAAGACUAAUAAGACUACCGAUAAUGUUUUGGGAACAGUUUUGGCUAUGGCCUUCUCACCGUUUGGAGAUCUUUACAUUGCCGAUAGCGAUUCGAGAAGAGUUAAUUCAAUACGUGUAGUGGAUACUUCGGGUAAUAUGCGCUACUUUGCUGGAAAACAGGAAAAUGCGGGUGCCUUAACAUGUGACUGCACAAAUGGCGCUGGCCUCAAUGCCUCGACAUCCGGCUUAAAUUCUAACAACGGUGCAGGCCACAGCAGUGGCUCCUAUUCAACGACUACUAAUCCCACAAAUCGCAAUAGUGGUGGUGGAAGUGGCAGUGGUGGUACAACGCCCACUACGCCAGCCGGCAACGGAAACGGAAAUGGCGGUUUCAAUGGCAUUGGUGGGGCUGGUGCGGUGUCUGGUGCAGCGACAGGCACCAAUGGCGGUUGCAUUUGCUCUCCCACCUCAGGAUUAGCUGGCAUUGUGACGGGUAAUCUUAUGUCAACCGGGCCUACAACAACAACGACCGUAUUACUGGGCGCUAAAACAACAACAUCAGCCGGUGGUUUGGGCUCAGUAUUGGGCUCCGCUGGCACCCUUAACGACGAUGGCACACUCAGCAAUGCCGAAACUCUGUUGUCAUCGAAUGCACGUUUCCAGGCAAUAUCAGCCAUAGCGGUUGCCCAGGAUGGUGUAAUUAAUGUGGCCGAUCAAGGUUCUCUUCACGUUUUGGCCCUGGAACACUAUCUUCCCUCACAUGAUGAAAAUGGAGAAUUCCAUAUACCCUAUCCGCCAUCUAGUGAGGUGUAUGUCUUCAAUCGUUAUGGCCAACAUGUAGCCACUAAAGAUUUGACUUCGGGCAAAACUCGUUACAGUUUCCUCUACUCCAAGAAUACCUCAUUUGGUCGUCUUUCCACUGUGACCGAUGCCUCUGGCAAUAAAAUACAAUUCCUGCGUGAUUACAGCAACGUUGUGAGCUCUAUUGAAAAUACUCAAGACCAUAAAUCGGAUAUCCAAAUUAAUGGCAUUGGCAUAAUGACCAAACUAACCGAAAAGGGCCGUCAGGAAAUUGAACUGGACUAUGACAGCAAUACGGGGCUAUUGAAUUCUCGUUCGUCAGGUGGUGAAACUUAUAUUUAUCAAUAUGAUGAAUUUGGCCGAGUGACUGGCAUGAUUUUGCCCAGUGGAGAGAUUGUGAGGAUAACCUCCCAAUUGGCUGACAACAAGGGCUUAACGGUUUAUGUACAUGCCUCUGUGGAGUCGCUGUUCUCUCGCGAAAAGGGUGACACCAACGAACUGUUGGUGUUAGGUGGUGUGCGCUCAACAUUCCUAAAGAAGGGCCAGGAAAAUGCCGAUGCUGAAAUUAAACCCAACAACACUCUGGUGAUACACAGCUCCAAUGGUGUUGUUGUGGAAUCUUCUGCUGUUGCACGCCAUCCUUUGCUCGAGGCUGCAUUGCCCGUUGAAGCAGAAAUGUUGGCUAUGUGGUCGCAUCAAAGUGUAACCAUGGGUGAAGGCUUAACGAACAACAUGUACUCCGUUUACAAUUUGGUUGGCGAUGUCCGCAACCCCCAGCAAACAUUAAAUCGUGAAAUUUGGGUAAAUCAGUCACGUGUGAUUGGUGUGGAGUUCGAUCAGUUUACCAACCGGGAAACAUUCUAUGACAUGAAUCGCACUCCCAUACUCAUUGUGGGCUAUGACCAAUCGGGCCUGCCCAAAUCCUAUUAUCCCACAAACGGUUAUCCUGUCAAUUUGACCUAUGAUCGCUUCAAUCGUAUCGAUGGCUGGGCUUGGGGACCGGCGGAAAUAAAGUAUUCCUAUGAUCGACAUGGCCUGCUUUCGGAAAUAACUUCUCAACAAGAUGGCAUCAUAUCCUUCGUCUACAAUGACUGGAAUCUGGUGUCGGAGAUUGGUUUGGCAUCGCAGCGUAAAUUUGUUUUACAAUAUGAUGAGUCAGGUGGUUUGAGGCAUGUGGUGCUGCCCUCGGGAACCAAACAUUCAUUUAGCAUGCAGACUUCGAUUGGUUUCAUACGCAGCACUUACACAGCUCCGGGCAGUACAAAACCAUAUUUGCAGCAUUUCAGCCACUCCGGAGCUUUGCUGCAGACAAUUUUCCCUGGGGAUGGUGCUCGUAUUUUGUAUCGCUACAAUGCCGCUGGGCAACUGACGGAGAUUGUCCAUGGUGAGGGCAAGAGCGAAUUUAUCUACAAUGAUGCCACUGCAAUGCCUUCCACUGUAUCGCAUACUGAGAGAGAGCUAGAGUACCGCUGGGACUUCGAGUAUACUGGUGGCCUAUUGACCGAGGAGAGAAUUGAUUUCAUUGCCAAGACUGGCUUGAGUAAUGCCAAGUUCACCUAUGAAUACGACACCGAUUUCCGUGUGAUCUCCAUUCAAGGUAGAAUAGGAGGACAAAAUCUGCCUGCCCAGAAUUUCGCAUAUGAUCUGCGUACAGGUCAACCCAGCGUCAUCGGACAAUUCAAGUUGAUGCAUCCUUUAUUGAACCAGACUCAAGUCUAUGAUGGUACGGCCAGUUUUAUUCGAACUGUUGAUGGCCGCUUUAUGACUCAAAAGGUGGCAUUGUCCAUACAUCGUUUAGAGGUCUUCCGCAUGGAAUACUCAUUUGGUGUCCAUGGUCGCAUCACUCAGACAAGAACAUAUACCCGCAACAUGGCAGUUAACACCUAUACGAAUGUAAAGAACUACACUUGGGAUUGCGAUGGCCAAUUGGUGGGAGUUGAGGCCCAGGAACCUUGGGGCUUCCGCUAUGAUGAUAAUGGCAAUUUACUAUCGCUGACCUAUCGUGGCAAUACCAUACCCAUGGAAUACAACAGUCAAGAUCGCAUCGUUAAGUUUGGAGAGGGUCAAUAUAAAUAUGACUCAAGAGGUUUGGUGGCCCAAAAUGCACGUGAGGAAAGAUUCUAUUACAACACCCAAGGCUUGUUGGUGCGAGCUACCAAGAGAGGACGUUUUGAUGUGCGCUACUAUUAUGACCACAUGAAGCGUUUAACUACGCGCAAGGACAAUUUCGGAAAUGUAACGCAAUUCUUCUACAACAACCAGCAGAGACCUUUCGAGAUUUCACAGAUCUAUUCACCGCGCGAUGGCAAGCUUAUGUCUUUGACUUAUGAUGAUAUUGGCCAUUUGAUUUAUGCCCAAGUGUAUCGACACAAAUACUAUGUGGCCACAGAUCAAUCGGGCACACCCAUUAUGAUAUUCAAUCAAUAUGGCGAGGGUAUACGUGAGAUCAUGCGUUCACCAUUUGGCCACAUAGUCUACGAUUCCAAUCCGUAUCUGUAUUUGCCCAUCGAUUUUUGUGGCGGUAUAUUGGAUCAAGUAACCACGCUGGUGCAUAUGGCAGAUGGCCGCGUCUAUGAUCCUCUUAUUGGCCAGUGGAUGACACCAAAUUGGGAGAAUGUGGCCGAACGCAUACCCACUCCCACAAAAAUGCAUUUAUAUCGGUUCAAUGGCAAUGAUCCCAUUAAUGUGGGACAUGACCGCAACUAUCCGGCCAGCUUUACCAAGUGGAUGAAGACAAUUGGGUAUAAUGUGGAGAAUUUGGUGCCCCAGCUAAGUCGCAAUUUGUGGGAACAACCAUCGUUGUGGGGUCGAGCACCCCACAAUCCCAUAGCCAUGGAUCUAAAGAGGCCCAUGUACAACGUUCCCACAAUGGCAGUAGAGAGUGGCUUCCUGGCUCAUUUGAAUAUACGACGCAUGUCCAACUUUGAAGAACUGAAUGCUCCACCCAGAUCAGCAUUGAAAUAUGAUGUCAUGACACCAGGCCCCAGAAGUAUAGGUUCCGAUACAGAACCACCAUUCGGCAAGGGCAUAGUGGUCUCCAGGACUGCUGAUGGUCAGGCAAUAGUGUCCAGUGUUCCUGCAGCAAAUGCCAUUUACAGAGAUGUCUACACAUCGGUCUUCAAUCGUUCGAAAUUGUUGCCCUUCACCUUUGUGGUGCACAACGCCCAACAGGACUCAUUCUUCUUUGUUAAGGAGGAACUGUGGCGAGCCAGUGAAGAUCGUCAGCAAUUGAAACGUCUGCAGGGUCAAGUGAAUACCACAUUCCAUGAAAUUAGCCGCGAGAACGGCAGUGGAACCAAUUAUUUGGAUGUUAAGAUUCAUGGUCUUCAUGCUAUUAUCAAUUUGCGUUAUGGCACCACUGUGGAAAAGGAAAAGCAACGUCUUAUGCAUCAUGCCAAAUUGACGGCGGUACGCAAAGCCUGGCAUCGCGAGAAGGAAGCCUUGCGUAAUGGCCUAAACAGUGAAAUCGAAUGGAACCAACAAGAAAUCGAUGAGAUACUCAAACAGAAUUAUGCCAACAACUACGAAGGAGAAUACAUACACGAUGUUAGUCUGUACCCAGAACUAGCUGAAGAUCCCUAUAACAUAAAAUUUGUGAAACGGAAAGGAGCCACCGGCGGAGCGGCGGGCGUGCCCAAUAGUCGCAAGCGUAGAAGAAGAAGUAUUCGAGAGAAUGAUGAGAAAGAGGAUAAAGCCUUUAUGGCAAAAACAAUUAAUGGAGAUAAACUACUAGGACAGACACAGCAACAAGAACAAUUAUUAUUAAGUGAGGCAGACAAGGAAAACCCAGAGAUUAGUCAUGAUGUCAGUCGAACAAACGGCAACGAUUGUUCGCUGCAUCAUAAAUGUUAGCUUAAAUUUUAAAUUUACACAACAAUAAAAUUAAAAGAAAAGAAACAAAAAAAAAAAACAAAGAAAAAUUGCAUAGGAACCACACAAAAACAAAACACAUAUUUCUGUUAUAUACUAUAUAUAUUAAAAAAUAAUUAUAAUUAAUUAAAAAAGAAUACCCCCUAAAAGUUAGUUAAGUUUUCAAAGAGAAAUAAAACACUAAUUAAGAUAAAUUAUAAUUUUUAAUUUAGAAAAGAGAAAACAUCUAAUACUAAAGUCGAAGCCACCUGGGCAGCAAAUGUGGCAAAUAUCCUUAUACAUAAAACGAGAAUAGUUUUGUUUUAUUUCCGAAAAACAAAAACGAAAAACCAAACAUUUUUGUCUAAUUUGUAUGUGUACAGUAGUGAAUAAUAACUAAUUAUAAAAUUGAAAAAACAAAGAACAAAUAUUUAUUUACCCCCUAAAAACAAGAAUUUAGUAAAUAAGUGGAAUUUAUAAAUGGAAAAAAUAAAACAAGACACAAAAAUAUACAAAACUUGAUAUAAUGUUUAAGAUUAACAAGAGAACACACAAACAACACAAUGAUAUUUAUUGAUUGAACAUUUUAUAUAUUUCUUAUUAUUUUUUUUUUUUUUUUUGACAAUGUUUUUGUGAAACUCAUAGAGCUAGACAACUUUUUUGAAGAUAAUUUAAACAUUUUUAAAAUAGGUUUUUGGUCACGACACACACACCAGUCACCUUUCAUUACUUACAUAGGGGGUGCGUACAAUCAAUUAAUAUUCUGAAUAAUGGAGGACUAGGGACAUACCGGCCUCUACUAUUGUAUAACAAAUAAAAAGUUUGCUUCAGUUCUUUUAUUAUUCGUUAUAUAUUUUGUUUUUUGUCUUUUUUUUUUGAAUUCUUGUUUAUAUCAUGAAUUUGUUUAUGAAUAUUAUUUUUCCUUUUGAUUAAAAUAUUACUUUGAGAUUUUAUACGAGAUUUCAAGAUACUGUCAACUAAAAAUUUCAUUUUUAAUUUUUUCGUUGUAUUUUUACAUACAAAUUGUAUAAUCUUUCAAAUGCAUCUUUUGUUACAUUUGUUACAUUUUCUUACUUUUUUGAAUAUUUUUUUUUAUAUUUAUUUAUUUAAAAAAAAAAUCCUUUUUUCUUUCGCUAUGAUGCCAAUCUCAUACAGUUCCUGCAUAACUUCCGUACUCCACAUUUGAAUUAAUAUACUAACAUGCAGCUACCAAGUUUACUGACAACUCCACUAUUCUGUUUUAUUUAAGUGACGCCUGACUGCAAUUUAGCUGGGAGAAUUUUUCAAAAGUAUUCUAAAGUCUAUGAAUUGAAUACUUCAUAUUAUAUAUUUUAUAUAUUCGAUUACAGAUCAAUAUAACGCAUCUUCACCAGUUGAAAUUCCAUAGAAGUUACAAUAAAAAUCUUCAAUCAGAUUUUGUUACCAUGGCCUAACCCUGUUGAAUAAACUAAUGGUAGCUAUCGGUAAAACCUAAAUUGCAAGGAGUUUGCAAUUUGAAACUACUAAUCAGUCAUGAUCGCCUACAGUUUUUGUCUUUCGUAAGUGUGACAAUAAAAAUAAAUAUUUCUUCCAUUACAUCUAUCCAUCGCUAUGACUGCAGGAUAAAUUGAAAAACAUAACGCGGUAUCCUAUUAGCUUGUAGGUAAAAAGGAUUACAAACUUAUCGUUUUCCAUGUUUCCACUUAUAAACAUUUCAAUUAGCUGCUGCAGUAUUGAGUCGCAGGGUUACUCUGGUCAUUUAUAUGAAUAUCGAUCACCUUAUUUGAAUUCUAAAUAUAUGUGGCAACAAAACAAGAUCCGUUUUCAAUUGUAUGUGUCUUACAGUAAGAAGUAGAUAUGUAAUCCUCAUAAACUGAUGUUAGGUUCUUUAGGGUAUCUUUGCGAUUCGUACUUUGGAUCCCUUCUCCAUGCAGAAGGUGUACUUUUUCAAUUAAUUACGGAUUACGAAAGUCAACUAUGCUACUAAGGUUUGUCUUGUUUAAGUGACUAACGAGAUACAACUUGACCAAAUGAAGUUUUAUCGUAUCUCAUUCUGGAGUGCAAGAGUUUUGUUCACAAAAUUGUUAAAGGCAUUCCAUUGAUUUUUGAGGUUUCAUGUAAGCCAACAAACAAUGUGGGAACGUAUAUAAAAUGUUUUCCUUGUAAUCUACCAAAAUUUGUAUUAAAUAUUUUCAUAUAUGUUCUAGUUAAGAGGAAUUUCAAAUCCCACCAUCUAAGUCAAUUUAUUUACAAUAUACUUAUUCUCUCUUAUUUAAAUUGCUUUAUAAAAUUUUUAGCUCUAUGAGAACUUUAUUCACAAAACCCCCAGUUUAAAACCGAAUUACAAAAUUUAUGCAUAAAAAUAAUAAUACAAAAAAAAAAAAAAAUAAUAAAAAAAUUGUAAACGUUUUAAGGCAGGACGUUUCUUUUAUUUGUGGUACUCGAGCUUUUUGAGACUGGCGUAGUUUUUAAAAAACACAAUUUAUAAUAAAGAUAAAAAUUAAAAAAAAAAUCCCAAAAAAUACAUGAAAAAAUGCAAAUUUAAAUUCAAUAUAUUAUUAAAUAAGUAGUUUGCUUCAAUAAAUGUAAUUAAUAAAAUAUGAAACAAGUAAAAUUAAACAAACAAACCACAAUAAGAUAACACCGAAUAAAUAAACAUACAUUUAUCCUCAGAUUAGAUAAAUGUCUUUAUAGGAAAGCUGACAAACAAAAUAGUAAAGAGCAACUAAAAUCCCAAAAACUACAACCAAUUAAAAAAAAAGCCAUAAGACAUAAAAAAAAUAUAUUAACAAACCCCAACAACAUCUAUACGUAUAAACAUAUACAUAAAACCAACCAGACACUUGUAUAUUUUAUCAUUUUUUAUAUAUAAAGAAAAAUAAAAACACUGAAAACCAACCUUAUAAAAAAAGCAUUUAAAAAUACAAUUCUUGAAAAUCCCGAUGAAAACAAGAAUUUCGUCAAGAUCCUAAAAUAUUCCUUUGAAUCCUUCAAUACGUUAGGUCUAUCUAUCUCCCAAUCCCCGCCCAAAAACAAACCUCAACUUCUUGUAAAAUAUUGAUUGUAAUUUUAUCAUUUAGCUUAUAAUACGAAAAUAAUUAAUUAAACCUAAAAUUAAUCUUAUCCAUAGAUAUAUAUAUACUAUAUAUAUGCAUAUAUAUAUCUAAACAAAAAAUAAAUAAAAAAUACAGCAAAUGUUUAGUCUUUAUGUAUAGUAAUGAAUGAAAAGAUGAAUCCGAAUUAAGAGAAGAAGAAGAAAAAAACAAAAAACAAUUCAUGUAAUGUAAUAUUUGUAUUCCUUUUUACACAAUUUAGUUAGUUAUGCUUAAAAACAAGUUUUUUAUUAUGAUUGUUUUCUAUUUCUAUCCCUCUUUCUUUCCUUGUUUUUUUUCUAUACUGAAAAACUUCUUUGUUUUCCAAAUUUAUUUAUGCUUAUUAAAUUAAAAGAAGAAAAACGCCCAAAAACCGAAACCUUGUUUAUUGAUACUAUAUAUCAUCAUCUCAUAAUAACGAAAGAAUUUAAAUCCUAAUUGUUUUUAAUUUAUAAGUCAAACUGAAUGAAACAAAACAUAAACAAAUAAAAUUCAAAUAAAUAUGGCAACAGUAUUAU
Molecule: messenger RNA, 14605 nt
Organism: Stomoxys calcitrans (stable fly)
Lineage: Eukaryota; Metazoa; Arthropoda; Insecta; Diptera; Muscidae
Gene: Ten-a
Product: teneurin-a
Exons: 20
Coding region: 649-11019 (3456 amino acids)
Biological process (GO): motor neuron axon guidance
Source: RefSeq, a predicted model, not a curated record